Messenger RNA from Galendromus occidentalis (western predatory mite), 1114 nucleotides. RefSeq names its product ester hydrolase C11orf54 homolog. NCBI's taxonomy places the organism in Eukaryota, Metazoa, Arthropoda, Arachnida, Mesostigmata, Phytoseiidae. The record is from RefSeq and is a predicted model, not a curated record. The transcript is spliced from 7 exons. Gene Ontology annotation, molecular function: hydrolase activity, acting on ester bonds; zinc ion binding. Bases 133 to 1062 code for a protein of 309 amino acids. Gene Ontology annotation, cellular component: nucleus.
GACGCCGUCGUUCGACAACAAAUCUUGUCGGAGUUCGCGGAUAGAGCAACAAACGGAGGACAUUCUUUGCGCUCGACCCGGAGAGCCAUCUCGAUUCCCGAAACCGCUUCUGCGCUUGUCACCGCUGGAACCAUGGACGUCAAGAUGCACAGCUAUCAUGUCCCUGACCUCCAUGAGGUUGCUGAUGUUCUCCAGAAAGGAUUGGCGAACGAUUUCGCCGAGAUUUCUGCAGCCGUUGUCAGUUGUCCCGACUUGACCAAAGAACCUUUCCAUCUGGCAGCUGAGGGAUUAGGCGGCUCGCCGAGAAUUUGCGACGUAGGAGGUGUUCCAUACCUUGUGCCGCUGUACAAUCCGGCGAAGAAGUAUAACUUCCAGGAGAUCGCGAAUCUCGCCGGAGUUCCUGACGGCUUCUUCGUGGGCGCAGCUGCGGGACCUUUCCAUGUCGUCGGUUCGAACUCCGAGCUGAUGCCGAACAUUAGAUGCGGGACGAGUCGACGCAACGAGACUCAUUACGCUAAGAUCACUGAAUCAGGAGGGCAUCUUAUGGAGAAGGUGCCGCAGGACUCUUCAGAUUUCGGUCUCAUGAGCAAUUUAUUCCUCUCGGAGGGCCAACCCGGGAGCGUUCUCCACCUCAGCUUGAAACGUCGGAUCGGCAAGGAUAAUCUGACGGCAGCGAUCCGAAAGGUCUUAUUGGAAGCCUUCGGACCCGAGAAACCUGUCGGUUUGGGUGGCGUUUUUCUCAUCAAGAAGGGGAAAGCAAAACUUCAUAUUAUGCCGGAUUUCUCCACGGUGCCUCUGAAGAGCGACGACGACGUCGACCAGUGGCUUCGAUAUUUCGAGUUCCCUGCUCCCUUAAUCUGUCUAUCCGUAAUGUCAUCUUGCGAUCCCGGAUGGGACUUGAGAAUCGACCAUACGCAUUGUUUCAGCACUCACGGUGUCGGUGGCCACUAUCACUACGAUACAACUCCCGAGGAGGUGGAGUACGAGUGUUUCUUCAACGUCGCUGAGAAACUCGUCAGAAUCGAUCAACCGAAAGAGACCCACAAUAUCGGCCGCGACUGAGCAUUGACUCGGCUCCAUUUCGAAGCGAUAGAGGAAUGAAAUAAAUUCCAGU